UCAACUAUUUGUUUGGUUAUGUUCACAUUUUUAAAAUUAGGAAAAUAAUUAAAAGUAAACUCCUGAAUUAUUAUGUAGCAGCUCGAUAAAUUUGUAAUUAAUUUAAAAUUGAACAGCUGAAUAAUAAUCCAUUUUGGGAAGUUCAGCUCUAUUCUAAAAAUGCAAUCGGCACACACGUUACUUUGCAAACAGACAAUCAAGUAUCGUUCGUUUGCAAUGAGCGCCGUAAGUACACCAGCACCACGGACUCGGAGAAAGGCCUCUCCAAUGAGUGAUAGCUACAGUGCUAGAAUACAAAGGCAUUUUAAGGAAACUUACGAACUAUCAUUAAUAAAAAGACACAUACCCCAAAAGUAUUUUGUGCAAAAUCGUCAACAUAUCCUUCGCCAUUCCUACUUAAUGAAUAAAUUGUUCGCUAAAGACAUUGUGAACAGAAUUUGGCCCUACCUGAAAGACCAAGUUAUUUGUGAAACGAACGUCGGACUGGGCUUAAUAACGACAGAACUUAUAAAACGAGGGGUCGAAAACGUUCGUGUGUAUGAAGUCUGUCCUGAAUUUAGGAAGCAUCUUAGGACCCUUGUUCAUUUUCCAUUGAGAAUGGAAAUAUUCGCUCGAGACUUAUAUAACAUAAAUGCUCUGUUGUAUUUCGACAGACAUGAUAAAGCAGAUCGAGCUCAUCGAAUGCUAGAUGGUUUACCUACCAGGCAUUGGAAUGAAGCUUCUAGUCUGACAAUCAUUGGUCCUAUGCCAAAUCUUAACUUUAUAAGAUAUUUAACUAGAGCAAUUGCUCUACAGGACGAAUUCCUGUUGUAUGGAAGGCCUCAAGUGUUUGCUUUGGUACAACCUGAAGAUUAUCAUUGCUUAUCUGCGACUCCCGAAAUGAGCUUGGUGGUUUAUAGGACUACCAGCAUAUUGUUCCAAUUAUUUUUCAACUAUCAAGUUUUACAUAAGUAUUGCAAAAAGUCAUUUCUGCCAUGGCGAAAUGUUCCAGUAAAAUUUGAGCAGCCAGAAGAUGAAAACGUGUUACUAAUGAAAAUUAUUCCGAAAAAACAAUUACCUGUGAGCACUGAGUACCUUCCUCAUCUAUUUUACUUUGUAAUUGAUGGGUUUAAAAGAGGACAUCAGAAAGUAAUACCCACCAUGGAAAAGUGGGUACCUGGAAUCGGAACAACUUUGAUAGUGCCACCUCAGAAAUACAAAACGCAUUUCGCGAAUAGUAUCGAUAUAUUCACGGAAUUUAGAGAAUUACGACCUUCUGAAAUAUUACAACUUUUUUUGAUUAUGUUGGAGCACCCGGAUUUCCAUGCAAGUCCCUUCAUACCGAUGAUGGAGUCACAUUUAGUCAAAGAUGAAACAAUCGAUUCAGAUUUAGUGGAAUCGGAUGACAAACUUUCGGAUAUUAUUUUGGAUGAAAAAAGUUGAAAUCUAGCACUAAAUUAAGUACGUUGGAAAAAGAUCUUGUUAUGUUUGUAAAUAAAUUGUUAGUAUACUUGC
Messenger RNA from Photinus pyralis (common eastern firefly), 1494 nucleotides. Its product is annotated as dimethyladenosine transferase 2, mitochondrial-like. The record is from RefSeq and is a predicted model, not a curated record. Bases 160 to 1422 code for a protein of 420 amino acids. The transcript has 7 exons. Gene Ontology annotation, cellular component: mitochondrial matrix. Gene Ontology annotation, molecular function: mitochondrial transcription factor activity; rRNA (adenine-N6,N6-)-dimethyltransferase activity. Lineage: Eukaryota; Metazoa; Arthropoda; Insecta; Coleoptera; Lampyridae. Gene Ontology annotation, biological process: transcription initiation at mitochondrial promoter; rRNA methylation.